This is a messenger RNA of Podospora pseudopauciseta, 3786 nucleotides long. RefSeq lists its product as uncharacterized. Gene Ontology annotation, cellular component: plasma membrane. The record is from RefSeq and is a predicted model, not a curated record. Gene Ontology annotation, biological process: proteolysis. The coding region runs from base 249 to 3032 and encodes 927 amino acids. The transcript has 2 exons. Lineage: Eukaryota; Fungi; Ascomycota; Sordariomycetes; Sordariales; Podosporaceae. Gene Ontology annotation, molecular function: serine-type peptidase activity; dipeptidyl-peptidase activity.
GAGUGCCACUGGCAUGCGCGUUCCAGCUUCAUCUCUCAAAGGACAUUUUCCCAAUUCGCGCCUGAAUAAGCAGCCAAUCACAGCAUGGUGCCAUUGUCUGCUAUACAAAGAUUACACUGAAUUCCUCGUGCCUGAGAGCACUGUACGCAUCGACUUUUUGUUGUGUGCCCUUUCGGGAACGCCUCGUGGCACCUUGUUGCAGUACCUAGGUACCUUGCUGGCCGUUGCUGUCGCUGUCGCUGGUCACAAUGGCUCCCGCUCCCGGCAUGGCACCCUAUUCCGAUGAGCCGACCGGUCCCUUCCACAGACCAGAACACAACGACGAGAGCACAGGCAGGAUGUCGCACGAAUCUGAGUCCUCGGUGUCUACCACGAGUAUCGUCUUCGAUCGGAUCGAGGAGCGCCUCGCUGCCAAGGAGGGCCACUUCGAGCUCGACGACCAUGACCCCAUGAAGGAGGCCGACGACGACGACAAUGACCUCGAGACUGGUCGCUUCCUCGGUGGGAGAUCCAGCACCCAAGAGGAAGAUUUCCCAGCCAAAAACGAUGGCAUGAACCGGGGGAUGCGCAGGACGCUGAUCAUCGUGGCCGGGCUCUUGAUCUCGGCGUGGGUUGUCGGUCUCUUCUUUUACGUUUCCCACAAGUCCUAUAAGCCCGCCUCCCAGAUCGAACACGACCCUCAGGCGACUGUAGUGCAAGGGACUGGGAAGCAAGUGACGCUCGAUCAGGUUAUGGGCAGCUACUGGCGUGCUGAAAGUCACUCCAUAAGCUGGAUCGAAAGCCCGGACGGUGAAGAUGGGCUAUUGCUUCUGAAGGACGGCCCCGGAAAGGACUUUCUCGUUGUUGAGGAUGUACGGACCCAGAACAGCGCUGGCGUGAAUGCCGCUGUGGACGUAGCGAGCAGCAAAACGUUAAUCAAGGAAAGGCACUUUGACUUCGGCGGCCAGACGCACACUCCUGGAAGGGUAUGGCCAAGCAAGGACCUCAAGAAGGUGUUGAUUGCAACAAAUCUGGAGGCCAACUGGCGCCACUCGUUCUAUGCCUCCUACUGGGUCUUCGAUGUCGACAUGCAAAUAGCAGAGCCCCUUAUUCCUGGCGAGCCAAACGUCCGCGUUCAGCUUGCCCAGUGGAGCCCUACCAGCGAUGCUAUUGCCUAUGUCAGAGACAACAACUUGUUCCUGCGCAGCCUCAAGCACGACAAGGUUGUCCAGAUCACCAAGGAUGGCGGUGCUGAGGUGUUCAACGGUGUUCCUGACUGGGUAUACGAAGAGGAAGUCUUCUCGGGCAACAGCGCUACCUGGUGGUCCGAGGAUGGCAACUACAUCGCCUACUUGCGCACCAACGAGACGGGCGUCCCUGAGUAUCCUGUUCAGUACUUCCUCUCCAGGCCCAGCGGCACGGAACCGGCACCCGGCGAAGAGUCGUACCCCGAGGUCAGGCAGAUCAAGUAUCCCAAGGCUGGUGCUCACAACCCCGUCGUCAAUCUCAAGUUCUACGACGUGGCCCGCGAUGAGAGUUUCACAGUGGAAAUCUCUGGCCGGUUCGCGGAUGAUGAUCGCCUCAUCACAGAGGUGGUCUGGGCUGGUGGCCAAGUUAUCGUCAAGGAAACAAACAGAGUCAGCGACGUCCUCAGGGUCGUCCUUGUUGACGUCGCUGCGCGCACUGGAAAAGCAGUUCGCGAGCUGGACGUCAAGGCCAUCGAUGGUGGCUGGUUCGAGAUUACGCACAAGACCAAGUACAUUCCAGCUGACCCCUCCAAGGGGCGUGAGCAGGACGGUUACAUUGACAUGGUGAUCCACGAUGACAACGAUCACCUCGCCUACUUCACGCCAUUGAACAACUCGGAACCAAUCAUGUUGACUUCUGGACAUUGGGAAGUUGUCGACGCCCCCUCCACCGUUGAUUUGGAUAACAACAUUGUCUACUUUGUCGCAACCAAGGAAUCUUCUAUCCAGCGCCAUGUCUACCAGGUCGAUCUGUCGGGCAACAACCUGAAAGCGGUGACCGACACGGGCAGUGAAGGCUAUUACGACAUUUCGUUUUCGGCCGGGACAGGGUAUGCCCUUCUAUCUUACAGAGGUCCCAACAUUCCCUGGCAAAAGGUUAUCAGCACUCCAGCAAACGCACACAGAUACGAGCACAUGGUUGAGGAGAACAAGGAACUGGCAAAGAGUGCCAGGGAAUACGAGCUCCCUAUCAAGAUCUACGGCACCAUCAAGGUUGACGGUGUUGAACUCAACUAUGUUGAGCGUCGCCCACCACACUUUGACAAGAACAAGAAGUAUCCAGUUCUGUUCCAGCAAUACAGCGGCCCUGGGUCUCAGAGCGUUAACAAACGGUUUACUGUCGACUACCAAUCCUAUGUCGCCGCCGGCUUAGGUUAUGUGUGCGUAACUGUUGAUGGCCGCGGAACGGGUUUCAUUGGACGCAAGAACCGUGUGAUCAUCCGCGGGGACCUUGGAAAGUGGGAAGCCCAUGAUCAGAUCGCUGCUGCCAAGAUCUGGGCGUCGAAGAGCUAUGUUGACGAAGAAAGACUGGCCAUUUGGGGCUGGAGUUUCGGUGGAUUCAACACCCUCAAGACUCUCGAGCAGGAUGGUGGACGGACCUUCAAGUACGGCAUGGCCGUUGCCCCAGUCACCGACUGGAGAUUCUACGACAGCAUCUACACCGAAAGAUACAUGCUUACGCCUCAGACCAACGGGCAUGGUUACGAUAAAAGCGCCAUCAACAACGUCACGGCUCUGAAGCAGAACGUCCGUUUUCUCAUGAUGCACGGUGUUGCGGAUGACAAUGUGCACAUGCAGAACUCCCUGACGCUACUCGACAAGCUAAAUAUGGUUGGCGUUGAGAAUUAUGAUGUUCACGUCUUCCCAGACAGUGACCACGGGAUUUAUUUCCAUAACGCCAACCGGAUUGUUUACGACAAGUUGACCAACUGGCUCAUCAAUGCCUUCAACGGAGAAUGGAUCAAGGUUGCCAAUGCAAAGCCUCAAAAGAAGAGGAGCAUACAGCCUAUUCUUCCAAUUCUAUAGAAAUUUGAGACGGGGUUCAGCAAACACGGCGUUACUGGGCAUUGAUCGGCGUUUUGGUACAUGACUAUUCUUUAACGUUACAAUAUGAGGCAUCAUGAAUAGAAACAGAUUAACUCCUUCCUCUCCACCGCCAAUCUCCUAGUUGGAACUCAAGAUGUCCGAAUCAGUUGCGGAUGGGUCUCGACGCUCUGGUCGAUUUUUUCGAUAACCGCAGCAGUUCCAUACGCGCACACUUGGGCAAACCCGCCCAUGUCACCGGCAUCGAAUCUGAGGGCGAUGACGGCGUUGCCGCCUCUGCUUUGGGUCUCGGCUACGAUGCGGGAGAUGGCGUCGUUUCUGGCCGAGUAGAGCUGUUUCCGUGUCAGUUACCUGGUGUAUUCAGAUGUUGGUGAGGGAAAAAAAUGCCGUACCAGGUUGGUAAACCACUUGAGCUCACCACCCACAACGCUCUUCAGCACCAUCGACAUGCCUGCCGCCCAGUUCCGAGAACGGACAGUAAUGCCGUAAACUGCGCCUAGGACUUUGACGACACGGUAGCCGGGGACGUCGAACAUGGUUGUUGUGAUGACGCCGUUGGUUUCGGUGAAGCAGUGGAGGUCCUGGAUGGAGGCAGGAAUGUCUGCUUGUUGGUUUUGGGGUUUGGUGGAGGAGGACAUCUUGGUGUUAGAGUUUGGCUGGAACUCGAAAUAUGGACUCAGAUUGUUCUAUUGUCUCGGGAUGGUUGAAUGAUAGCUACCUAUAGCAAAGAAACAUG